AUGGCGCUGCCGGUGGUGGCAGCGAUAGUGAUGGGCACCAACGCUGCGGCACGUCCUGCGGCACGCCCUGCGGCACGCCCUGCGGCACGCCCUGCGGACCUCUAUGGUGUCCAGAACACCUAUAAGCAGGACGCAGCUCCCUACGACUUCGCGUACGGCGUGAGGGACGAGUACGCCGGCACGGACUUCGGCGCCUCUGAGCAGUCCGACGGCAACACCGUGAGGGGGUCGUACACCGUCGCUCUUCCCGACGGACGCAAGCAGACGGUGAACUACCAAGCCGACCACGAGAGAGGGUUCGUAGCGGACGUGCAGUACUACGGUGAGGCCCAGUACCCGCUGGACCACGGCCCGGCAGUCACCUUCAAGCCCAAGAACAUCUACUCAAAUUCAGCCCCGGUCUACCAGCCCAGCUACCUGUAGUCUCAAGCCUCACUACUGAUAGUCCUAGUUUGCUAAAUAGUAGCUUUAGUCUGGCUUUUGCUAGUCCUGAUCUGCUAUAACAUUCCCGGAGUACACUAACCAGGGUACACUGUAAUCAUUAGAACGUUAUGUAUAUGUGAUCAAAUAUUGUGGCCAUACAGUA
Molecule: messenger RNA, 586 nt
Organism: Procambarus clarkii (red swamp crayfish)
Lineage: Eukaryota; Metazoa; Arthropoda; Malacostraca; Decapoda; Cambaridae
Source: RefSeq, a predicted model, not a curated record